This is a messenger RNA of Acanthochromis polyacanthus (spiny chromis), 9018 nucleotides long. RefSeq names its product P2R1A-PPP2R2A-interacting phosphatase regulator 1. NCBI's taxonomy places the organism in Eukaryota, Metazoa, Chordata, Actinopteri, Pomacentridae. The record is from RefSeq and is a predicted model, not a curated record. Gene Ontology annotation, molecular function: protein serine/threonine phosphatase inhibitor activity. The coding region runs from base 692 to 1366 and encodes 224 amino acids. The transcript has 9 exons.
UUCCCUCAGCAGCCGGGCUGCGGCGCUGUUUCCUAGGCUGCUGAACUGCCUCUAUUUGCUGAAGGACUAUGUUGUAAAAAUCUUUCAAACUUGUUUCUCUGCACCGUUUCUCGGGCUUUCCGGGGUUCCGGUCGGUGGUUUCGGGGCCCGUGUGAGCGCCGGUGCCUGCCUACGGCUGGACCGGGCCGGGUUGGAUCUUCUCCGGCUGCAGCUCGAGCGGUUUUCUGCUGCUGGCUGGAGGUUUGAGACCAAGUUAGCUCAACAGCUAAUCCGAAAAGUCACGUCAGCGGCGCGGACUCGAAUUAAAAGUUUCUCGGUGGAGUCGGAACGACCGGUGGAGCGUCGCUUAUCUACCGUUAGGAAACUUUGUCCCGGAGGUUUAGCGCGCCGUUCUUUCUCGGUUUAACGCGGCCGUUAAUUUGCGGUUCAGACAGCCGUAAGUGAAGCGGAGCUGCGGGGAUACGGGACGGACCGGCCCGCAGACACACAAGGAUAACGUGUUGGUCGGAGGGAGAUGCGGUAGAGAGCGGAGAGCUUCGGUGUUCAGCCCGCUGACUCGGCGGCUCCGGGUUUGCGGCCAGUGAGGCCUGCGGGUCAGGCUUCCACCGGGCUCGAGUAGAGCCCAACGCCGCCGUCGGCAGGUCGAAGGCCGGCAGUUGACGCCGCCACCGCCGGGCCUGCGCACCGAGGUAUGGAACGGAUGGAAGUGGACCAGUGCGCAGGCGCAGCUGGCGGGGCAGGAGGCGGGGCUCUCCGCAGAUCGAACAGCGCCCCUAUGAUCACGAGUGUCAGCGAUGGGAUGACCGUCUUCAGUCCCGUGUCUUCAGCUCGAUACCGACGAAGCAGCGUCUCCAUCAACCCCAGCUGCCCUUCACAGCUCGUCCCUUUAUCUCCUUUCUCUCUGACCGGAGAUCGACUCGACCAGAAGAGGCAGGAGGAGAACAUGGAGACGACGCUCAGAGGGAGUCUGCAGAGACUCAGUCCUUCCAGUCUGAUCCCAGUUCCUCCAGUCCAGUGGCACGACCACACAUCAGUGUGGUUUCCGUCACAGGACAGCGGUGUCACUCCCAACUCGUCUCCGAGUCCCACAAGGAGGUUCAGACCUGCAGUCAGCGCCACCGUCAGGUGGCCGGCGUUAACGCCUCUGAAGAGGAAAGGAGGGGUGGAGUCUGACGGACCCCCAAAGAAGCUUUUUGUUGCCGGGGUGACAGACCCCGCCCUCCGCAGCAGCUACACAGUCAGCGUCUCCCAGGCGACGGCCGACUCCCCCCCAGCAGGGGGCGUCAGUCCUCAGUCCGGCCGUCUGUCUCUGUCUCCUCCCCCGUCCUUUACCCCCUUCACCUCCCACCAGCACCCGGGACACUGAGGCCCCGCCCCCCGCCACCUGGGCCACCACCAGCACUUCCUGUUUCUGCUCCAAUCACCUGCCAGCAUCACUGUAAGUCCCGCCUCCUCACCACCGCCUCACCUGACUGACAGACGACGCCUUCAGCUGGUUUGAGUUUCACUUUGUUCGGAUAGUUUUUAUUUUUCUAAAAAGCUCCAGACACAUUUUUGUUUUUCUGGAAGUUUCUGAUCUGGAGAAGAUUCAUCAUCAGCAUCCUGAUCAGACUCAAGGAGAAGAGGAUUGUGGGUAAUCGUAGGUAAACCUGAACACCAAACAAACUGAGGUUUACUUCCUGGUUCAGAUCGAAUCUGUCGGAUGUUCUGAUGAGGUCUCGGGUUGUUCCUGAGAACGAAGCCAAACAGCAGGCCUUUGGUUCUGGAGCGUCGACAGUUUGAUCCGCUCCUUUGUUCUCUGUAGAGGAGCGUCUGGACUCCAGCUCAUCAUUCCCAAACAAACACCCUGAACAUAUCUUCGUCCAAACCUUCAGUCCUGAAGCUCUCUGGUUCCUCUGAACAAAGCUUCAGUCCUCGAAGGCUUUUUGUGUUUUAGUAAAACUCUCGUCCUGUCGGCUGAGUGUUGGCUCAGUGCCGGUGGUUGUUGAGGAUGUUGUUGGCGUAGCGGGACGGCAGCAGCUCGUCUGGCUGUUAAUAGUGUAUCUAUAUGUGAAUACCUUCCUCAGCCUGCAGGGUCUAAAUGUACAUAGUGAAUCUUCCUUCUCUGAGCUGCAUUUAUACUUUUUAUUCUUCUCUCCGACCGACUUGUUCUACUCCACACCGUUCUCCAGAAACAUGAAGAUCGGACGCUUGUCGAGGUCGUCUGAUUGGUUAAAGACAGUUUAAAUGUGGAACAAAACCCCAGGAACCAGAACCCUAAGACCAACGCUGGACUCUGUUUUUAGGGUGGAUUGUAAAUCUGACAAUAAGUCACUACUGCCAGUCCUGAAAUGUUUUUUUAAGAGUCAAAAUCGAUUCUUAGCAACCCAGGAGACCAAUAACACAACCUUCAACACAAACCUUUGUUGAACUUUUGAACGCUACACUACGGUUACAAAGUUUGGGGUCACUUAGAAAUGUUGUUAUUGUUGAAAGAGAAGCAGUUUUUUCAAUGAAGACAACAUUAAAUGAACGAUAAAUCCAGUCCAGUUUUCACAGCAUUCUAAGCAGUUUUUUUUGACAAAUGUUGGAUCACUCUGGGCAAUUUUGAGUCCAUUAGGAUGGUUUUUGGAUAUGUUCCAAAGCAGUUUAGACAGUAUUUAACUUAUUUUGGACACAAUCGAAGGUAUUCAUGGCCAUUUUCAGUUAAUUUGCACAAUUUCGAAAGCAUUUUAAAAAGCUUUAAACUCAAUUUACUCAAGUUUCAAGUAAUUUUGGGCAAAUGUGUCUCUGUUGGGAAUAUUUUAGACUCAUUCUGGACAAGUUUCAGGUCAUUUUGAAAAUGUUUUGGGUUAUUUGGGGCGCUUUUGGCUCCUUUUUCACAAUUUUUGAGCAUUACUACAUUGUUAAUGUGGUAAAUGACUGUUCUAGCUGGAAAUCUUUAAUGGAAUAUCUCCAUAGGGGUACAGAGGAACAUUUCCAGCAACCAUCACUCCUGUGUUCUAAUGCUACAUUGUGUUAGUUAAUGGUGCUGAAAGGCUCAUUGAUGAUUAGAAAGCCCUUGUGCAGUUAUGUUAGCACAUGGAUAAAAGUGUGGAAAACAUGAAACUAUCUGGGCGACCCCAAACUUUUGAACAAUAGUGAAGAUGGUUUUAAUUCAAACUGAACUUUUCAACAUGUAACUUUCAUUUUUAAAUUCAUGUAGCUUCUUAAAAAAACAGAUAAUUGGAGAAACGCUGAAUAUUGGAUCCAAACCGGUUGAUUUCUAGUAGUUCUGAGCUGAACCAGACGUUUCAACAUCCGUUUAUUUGAUGUGAUUUUGCACGUUUUUGCCGCAUUGUGUUCCAAACUAUUACCGCUAAAUACCUGGGAUGUUGUCGUAUGAUCCGUCGGCCCUGGUUCUAGUUUAAUGGCUUUAUUCUGAAAGCAAAGGAGCCUCUAUCAGAGCACGAUUAGGUCUGUGGUGAAACUACAAUCUGUUUAACGUAACCUGAAACUGAUCCAAAAAGACUUAAAUUUUCAAGAAUUACUGAAAAUGUGUCCAGAAAUACUCAAAAGUCAAUUUAACCAAAGAAAAAUGUGCUGACAUUCAGUCAGAAUAAACGACCUCCAUCAGGUCGGACCGGUCCAAAGUGGUAAAAACGUGGGGGUGUUCUGUUCCUCCAGACAUAAUGGAUUAAUCCUGGACGCCACAGGUCCACCAGUAGACGGUGGUCCACCAGUAGAGGCUCAUUACUAGAUGUUUGCCAUCAGGUUCCUUCAGACGUCCUUCACUAACAUUUGUCCAGUGAGCAGCGGUUCACCAGCCUGGAUCUGAAUGUUUCGCCUCGAUAGAAGAUGAGCACAAAGUCGACUUCCUGAAGUCUCGGGGGUCAGCGGACGGUCGGACGGUUGCAGUUCUGCUUCCAGCUUUUGCACUUUGACAGUUUGUACAGUUUUGUACUUUCACUCAUCGUUGUGCCUGAACAUGUCGUCAUUUUGGAGGAUUCAAACGUCCAAUCCGAGGUUUUACCGACGUCCCACCUUCACCUGCGAGGUGUGUUCAAGCGUCUCUAUAAGCUGUUUCCAUUCAAGUGUCUUUAUUCUCCACUGAAGAGUUGCUCCAAACGCUUCCUCAGCGGCAGGUUUGACGUAAUGUUUCCGAACUUUGCACAGUGAGACCAUUUGAAACUUUCUGUUACGUGGUCGUGUAAGAAAUGCAGUUGAGUUUUGAUGCUUUUUGUUUUCUUGCUUUAUUUUUUAGCGUUACCUCCUGAGAGUCUGUCCCGUUUCAGAGUUUGUCAGGAGUGAAAAUACGGCUUUAAAAUAUCUAGUAGCAGCACAAAAAGCACAAAUAUCUGCACACAAUGAAGGACAAUAUCUGAUCUCUAUAUGUACAGUACAUGUACAAAUUAAAAAGGAAAAAUUAUGGGCUGACUGUUUACAGAUUCCAGAAAGACAUUUUACAAACUAGUUAACGGCUGACUGAAGACACCACCUGACUCCACACCACCGUCUGCUCUGCUACAUGCGCUGCAGACUGCGUCAUCUCACCGUUUUUAAAUUAGCAUCCUUUACUGAGUUAUAUUCUCAUAAAAAAAGUUCUCAUUUAGAUAUAAUAUCGGUAGAUCUGUGACACAAUAUAUUUUUCUAACACCAAAACUUCACCGUACGAAUAAAAUCUACUUGUAUUGAACAAUGGAAUCCAAAGUUGUGGAAGUGACGGUCUAGAGGGUAUUUUAGGAUGUUUUGCUUCCAGAACCGGUAGAAAACAAACAUCCAAAAUACACAUUUAGAUGUUUAUAUUGGUUUAGUUUUUUGGAAAUGCAUGCAUGUCAUGUAUUUUUACGAAGGUUAUGCUAAAUUUGUUUACAUAAACUUACAGUUUCAGAAGGCCUCUAAUUGGAAAAGCACAAAUAAUCAACUGAUUGGUCGUUAAAUCAGCAGCAGCAGCCACAGAAACCAAACUUUCCCGUUUUAUUCUUUUUCAAAGGAUUUAUUUCAUUUUGCUCACAAAAACAUGGACAUUUUGUUUUCUGGUUGACAAAAUGAAACAAGAUCUGAUUCUGAAAUUUAAGAUAUCUUUAGUUUUAUUUCUAAAAAAUCCAGCAUAAAAACCUGGAUUCAAAUCAAACGUGUGUUUCAUGAAAGAAUAAAAAAAUAAAAGUACAGGUUAGAUUUAAUGUUGGCUUCAUAUCAGAUUUAGGUUUUUAAAGUUCAAUAACCAAACUUUGCUGAGUUUUUAUAUCAACAAGAAGGAAAAAGUGUCUGAAUUAGUCCAAAUUUGAUCAGAUUUUGGUCGAUUAAAACACAUCAUCAUCUGCAUAUGUGUUGAUAUCUAUCAGCCCUCUCAUGUUUACGUCUCAGAAAACUUUAUCUUCUCAUAUCAGCAGCAGAACGUUCAUUUAUGUUUAAUGACAGAACUGAUCUUCAGAGAUUAAAGCUAGAACCGGUGAUGCAGGUUGUGAGGUUCUAGUGACGGACAGACUCUGAACUGAGACGUUCCUCAGAGGAAACGACAAGCUGCCAAACUCAUGUCGCUGUACAGACACAAACUGUAGCUUUAAGGUGUGUUACUUUGAACUUUGCACAUUUAGAACCCGUUCUGUCGGCGUCCACAUAUGAAGAGACAAACAGUUUUCAUGUAGCCGCAUCAAAAUGUGACGAGAACGUUGUAGUUUCUGCUUCAGAGAACGUUUUCAAGCCAAAAAUUCUUCUACGUGUGCAGCAGAUUGUCGGAGGAAGAGUGUUGUCAGUGUUCUUUAAAUGUUCCUUAAAGCGUCCCGUCAUGUUCUCCGAGAACAUAACGGGUUCAGGAUCGGAUAGUCGGGUUCUCCCAGCUGUCAGGGAACGUUCCCACAACAUUGGCUACAUCACCUACAAGUUCUAAUAACUUCAUACAGAAAACGUUUAAACCAGAUCUCCAAAGUUUUAAGAAGAUUCUCAGUUCCUUGAAUGUUCUAAAGUUAAAACAUUUUAAUGUCAGCGUUCAGAGGACGUUGUCAGGAACACACAUUAUGUUCCAGGACAGAACGUUCCCACACCAACGCUCAAAGAAUGUUUUUCAGACGAUAUCGAAGCCUCAGUGAAACGUUUUUGUAAUGUGAGGAAUUGACAAAGGUGGAACAUUCUGCCUGCAAUGUUCUGAGGAUGUUGUUGAAGAACAUAUUAUAGAACGUUCUUCAGUCAUUCUCCAAUGUCCCUUUGAUAACAGAGUAAGAAUGUUCUUAAACCAAAAUUCAAAUGAUGUUUUCCAGAUGUUAUCGAGGCCUCAGAUGACAGAACGUUUUAUAAUGUUCCUCUAAUGUGAUACAUUGAAGGUAGAACGCACAUUAUAGAAUGUUCUUCCAUAACAUGUUUCUCCAAUGAUAACAAAAGAAGAAUGUUCUCAAUGCAACAUUCAGAAAAUGUUUUCAAGCCGCAGGUGACAGAACGUUCCUGUACUAUGAUGUAUUAAUGUAAAGGUAGAACAUUGCAGCUACAAUGUUCUGGGAAGUUUUGCGGAUUUUCUGUCAAACUAAAAAUUAGAAAACGUUUCCACAAUGUGCAACAUUCAGAUUUGAGAACAUUGAAGUGUAACGGUCUAACAAUGUUCUUACCAAAAGUUUGUAAUUAAACUGCAUUUAAGAAGAACAUUCCAGGAACUAGAAUGGUGAAAACAUUGGCAGCAGAACUUUGAAUGUUUUUGGAACUAGAACCUCUGACAGCACCUAGAAGGUUUUAGAACUUCAUUCACACUGUGUUUUUUGAGUUUUAUCUUCUGGCUCCAGCGUUCCUCCUGAAAUGUCGGAUCUUCAGCUGCUUUGUCUUUGAUUCCUAGAGACUGAAGCGUUCCGUUGGACGUUCUUACUGUGAGUUCAUUACAAACUUUCUUUAUCUUCUUCCUCCUGGUGACCAGAGAACCGUUGACGUUCUGUUUGUUCCUCGUAGCGAGAAACCAGUUUUAUCAGUAUUAAAGCCACAUUUCACUCUGGCAGAACGCAGUGAUUUCACCAUUCAAGGAGCAGCGGAGAACCGUUCCGUGGUUCCAAUCACGUUCUGUCUGUUUCUACAGAUUAAUGCAUCAUUUUUUGGUGACUGAGACGAAUAAACGCCACAAAUCACAUCCAUAAAAUGUCUGCAAACGUCGAGUUGCGUUGUGGUCGAUGUUUAGUCCCUGAGGUUCCUUCUGACUAGCAGGAAACGUUUCCAGAACAUUAGUUAACACAUUUACAAAUUCUGAUCGUGUCUGAAGCUUGAUUCGUUUUAGAAGUUUAAAUCUAAUGUUCAAAAGAACGUUGUAAAGAUGUUUUUCAUUUUAAGUAAUGUUCUGUGAGGUUAAAAUGGAGCUGAGAACAGCAGAAUGUUCCAGUAAUGUGAUAGAUUAACCCUGCAAUGUUCUCAGGAUGUUUUGAAAAUAUUUCCAAAAAUGUUCCUGUGAGCUAACAUGAAACAUUUUAACAUUCAGAGGAUGUUUGCAAAACGCUCUCAGAUUAUGUUCCAUGAUAACAAAGGAAGAACGUUCAGGAAUGUUGUCCAGAUGUUAUCGAGGCCUCAGACGACAGAACUUUCUGGAUAAGAACGUUCCAAUAAUCUGUAAUUUCAGAAAAGCUGGAACAUUUAGGCUGAAGUUCUCCCAAAGUGUUGCACGAGAAUAAAUUGUUUUUGCCAAACUUUCUGAGAACGUUGGGGAACAACAGUCCAGCAACGUUAUCCCCAAACACUUUUAGAACAUCUUUAGAGAACAUUAUCCUGCUCUAGAGGAGGAGCUUCAGUAAAAAGCAGAUGGACUUCACUUUGAGGUUCUUGAAGAUUUCUUAACUUUGAUUCUUCUAGAACCUAAAAGUUCCAUCCAGGUCAGGAUGAUGUGAGGAGAUUAUUUGUCUCCGUCGCCUAAAACGAUGCAUUAAUAACCAACGAGAGUCCAGCUGCUCUUCCAAAGGACAGAACGGAACUAAAACCGCUGAAACGUUUUGAGAAUAGACCUUUAUUGUCACUGUUACAGAAAACAAUGAAAAUCAGUUUAGUACUCUGUGAAUAUCAGCAUUAUUGGAGAACAAAUCUUGAACUGAGGUCUGAAUUUUAGUCUUUUCCAGAACUUUUAACGGCGUCUUCAUGAGCAGCGUUUUACUAAAGGUAUUUACACAUCAGCCACAUUAAAAAAACAUAAGAACAACUCCUAAUUUCUCAAAUUCUCGCCUGAAUUUGCACCGAAAACUUUCAUCAAUCGUUCCGUUUAUCAGCAGCUCAACCUCCAUAAAAGAAGUUUGUAGAAAACAGAGAAGUUAGCAAACACGGAAUAAAACGAAACCAAAUCAUGAACUAAUAUCAUCUGUUUGUUGAAAUAUGUUCAUAAUUAGCGACAGAAUUUUUACCUUAAUGAGCUGACUGAAGAUCAGGAGAUCUGGUUGAAAGAUCUGGAAAGUCUAAGAUCUGGACCUUCAGUGUGUCAAACGGCUGUUUCUAGAGUUUUUAUGGAGUUUUCUGACAAUCAGAACGACGUGAUUUCAAAGUAUUUUCCGACUUAAGCUAAAUACUAAAAUGCAACUGAACCGUGUUUUAGUUUUAGCUCAUUUCUGUUUUGCUAAAAACACGUUUUCUCGAUAAACUGAACAUUGCAGCAGACAGAAAUGAAAGAAAGCACUUUAAAUUAAUGAAAUCGAUGCUCCAAGCUUUAUCCUUUUAUUUAACUUGUCACCAGAACGUCAGUUUGUCAGAUUUGGUUGGAAACUGCCGGCGAUCUACCAGAGUGAGAGCCGACUUUAGAAAGGGCUGCUAGCGUUGGAUGGGAGGCGACGAAGGGAACUAGAAGCACAUCUGUAGAAGCGACUGUUUUCACACUGUAAAUACAAAACAAGUUUCUUCUUUCUUUUACGUAACACAAAACCAGAUGAGGUAUUUUUAUGCAAGUGAAAAAUCAAAGACUAUAUUCAAGUGUUCAUUCCCUCGUGAUGAUCGCAUGGCUGUAAAAAAAAAGACCCAGAAUGACUUUAGUUUUUAGUGGAACCUCUUCAUGUACACUCUAUAAAUAUAUAUUAUAUUGUAUAUGAAAACUAUCAAUAAAACAAAGAUGUACCUUCA